AUGGAGCCGGAAGUUUUGAAUUUCGACUCAAGUGCGUCCUCUCAGAGGAAGCAGAACCAUCACCCCCUGCGGGAAAAGGUCCGCCGUGGGGAUGUGGUCAUUGUUUCGUUAGAGAACAGGCCAUUUCGUGACCCGCGUCGCCCUGAUCAGGUGAGAUUUUUGGGCGGUUUUGUUUUGGAGACUGUUGAAGAGCUCGAAGCCAACGUGUUGCAGAAAGACUUCGCACGGAUGGUGGCCAAGUGGCAACAGUUCCAGAAGUUUUUUGCUACCGAAGAAAAACUUCUAGGCAAAGCCAGCCUCACUGGUGGACAGAUGCAGAAGGUGACUACCUUGACAUCGUCAUCUUUGAUUGAUGCGGUUUCAGGAUGGUUUUACGAUCAUCUUGCAGCCGCAGGAGAGCAGAUCCGGUACCGGGAGUUUGCGACAAGACACAAACCAAAGGCACAUAGAGUUCUCAUUGUUCCAGCAGCAGUAGGUCAGCAAGCUUUGGAGUUUCGCGGGAGGCGUGCCCGAAGUUUGAUCAGUCCUAAAUGCUUGACGUCGGCGCUCGGCAUCGUGGUGGAUUCUGUGAGGGCAGCUCCUGAGCCUGAGCGUGUUGCUGUUGCUGCAGGCAACAGCAACACAGGAGUUUCCCAGCGAGAGGAUGUUCCCCCGGACUUGCAUUUGUUCUAUGCGUGUGUAGCACAUCAUAUUCAAAACUUGCAAGACAUCCCCGACAUCAUGCAGAUGGUGGGCACCAUGCUGUUGCCCUCCAUGGGCUUGGAGCCGGCGAACGUGCCAGUUCCGAAAUCCAGAAGGACUUUUGCAAGGGACAUCAUCAAAUUGGAUUUGAUUCACACAUGGAGUAAUCGGAUCUUCAACAAAGCCGGGGAUCCACGGUGGCGGCGUGCCCGCUACCUGGGCAGCGACUCGUCGCCCCAAGGUGGCUACGAUUACUUCGCAGUUACUGAGGACGUUCUGGAAAGGAGUCCCGCCUUGGACUUCCUGUCGGUGCCUGAGGAACAGUUCGAUGCUUUUGGAGGUUUCACCUGGCACAGGCGAACGUUGCCCCUCACGACCUUGGCACGUGGGCACGGCUCGGCAUCAAUGAAAUUCUGUCGUCUGAUUCAUGUUCUGCACCAGGAACAGGGUGCAGAAAACAUAGACAUGUAUCGGAGUGAAGUCAAAGGCUACUUGAGCGAUCAGGGAACGGAGAAGCAUCUGUUCGGUUUUCCGUAUGAGAAAAAUGCAACCCUGAACAGCCUUGCUCGCGGCCUGCUGUCCGGAGACGUGCAGCUGGAUGAGGUGGGCAACAUUGCUUUUUUGCACAAUGCUUACCGCAUUCCCGGAGUAAUGCACAUUCUUUUCAAUGCGCUUGAAUCAGCUCUCAAAACUUCCCCGUUGUGGGACCCGUACGAGACGGAGCUGAGGGCUGUGGGCAGGGUUUUUUCGCAGAAGUCUUAUGUAGAUCUUGUGCUUCAAUUCACACCUGGCCUGUCAGCAGCAGACCAAGAGCUCAUACGUGGGCUGGAUGUUGCAGUGCUCGAUUGGAGAUGGGAAAGCAUCGAGUAUUGUGCAAAGUACUGGAAGCAAGUAGCCCCAAUCCUAAAAGAGAAGUGGCAUGGCGGGUCUCUGGGAGCGUCCGAAAGGAAACUUGCCCAGGUGAUUCGUGCUGCUUUGGGCAGCACGAAGAACCGGGCAAUGACAUUGUGGACAAGCCUUCUCUCCGGAGCUGUGGGCCAAUGUUCAAGGUGGCUGGAAGGAUGUUUUUGCCAUGAGCGGGACAUAUCCUUCAGGCAAUCCCGUUCGAGAGCGGCAAAGAGGCUGUUGGACCCUCAAACGGGUCCGUCAGCAACGGGGUCCUUGUGUGCGUGGAAAGGAAAGCGUCUGUGUGUGUUCGCCUGGGAUGGCCCUCAGAAGUUUUUGGACAUCAUUCGUGAGGUGAGUGUUAGUGAUUUGAACAAUGAGUUGCUGAAGUUUGACCAAGAGCUGGCAAAUGAGAUUCUGCGGACAGAUGGUCUAGUGCGACAGAACUUGGAAGCGGUCCUGCGAGACAAGUUCGCUUGGUGCCAGAAGCUGCCUUUCAAAGUAGCAGGUAUCUUUCGUUUGUACGUAGAUAAGUCUCUGCCUGAGGUCAUAGGGUUCGCAAAGUCGUGUUUCCAGGAAUAUGCUGCAGCUGCCGAGGCCGGCGUCAGCAUAGAUCCUAUCAGUGUUUUCCUAUGCGGGAAACAAAGUGACGAAAGCCGUCAACUAUGGCAGUUUGUCCAGCAGGACAUCACUGGUGGUCGCACACUGAGGUCGCUGCGACAAUUUCCACGGGCGUUCGUGGAAAUCCAGGAGCGAGCGUGGUGCCCCAUGGCAGAGCGGUUCUUAGAGUCGCAACAUCGAGGCAUCAAGUGGGCUUUUCGCCGAGGCUUCACUCAGGCGAAGCCUGCCGUAACCUGUGCACGGCUUCGUCGGAAUCAGGUCCUGCAAAUGGUGACCAGCGACGGAAUGAGCGAAGCUAAGCGGUUGUCUCGUGUUUACUGCUACAGCUUGGCGGAUCAUUUCCUCGACGUCGACGACAUGGAGGUGGCCGCUGAAGCCUUCAAGGCUGCUGCAGCAGCCAUCACCAACCAAGCGGCGAGUGGGCCAGUCCUGAAGCCCGGCCACAGGCAGUGGGUGAGUUUUCUGAAGCAACAGCUCAGCAACGGCACCCUAUGUUCCUUCCCCCGAAGUAUCUUCGAACUACUUUCAGCAGAUGAUGAGCCGGAGGAGGAGGACAAGGAAGGUGAUGAUGCUGAAGAUGACGUAGAUGAUGACCUCCUGUCUGAGGCUCUUGGUGACGAAGAAUUCGGACUCCCGGACUUGGUCCCCGGAGGAACGGUUUACUGUCAGGUCAUCGAUGCCCGACCCGAAAAUCGUGCCUCUGUGAAACAGGGUCUCGCUGAGGACAAAGGCAGAAACGGGAUGCUGGUGCAGAUCUUCUCGGACGUUCGCCCGAUCACGAAUGUAGACGGUGUUUGCAAUCGUGUUGAGGUGUGUGGGUCUGGGUCGUCUGUGACUAUGCUGAAUCUGUCGCGAGCCUGCGCACGUGACCUCGUGUUGUCGAUGUUUCAGCAGGUCUGUGUCUGGUCUGCUGAGUCUGCGGGCAUGCGGUUAGAGAUUCAGAGCGGGCCUGCCGGGCCUGAGGAAGACCUCUUCCCUGCCCUACCAGACAUCAAUGCAGGCGAAUUGGUGGAUGAUGACAUGAAGCUGGAUGUUUUCGUGCAGCAAGUAGUAGAGAACUCCUUGGUAGCACAGGCAGACAUUUUGUCAGAGAGGCAGGCAGGAACCCAGGUUGUCGCCGACACCCUUGUGGCGGAUCUGCCAGAGAUUUUCCCAAGCAUCGUCCAUGUGACCGCCGUUUCCCCUCAGCAGCAGCUUGUCCUUCGAUUUGGCGAAUUCCUGCGCUCAUUGUAUUUGCAGCCAGCAGAGGAGGUCUUCUUCAAAGCUGCUGAAGAGGAUUUCUUGGACAAGUCCGGCUUUUGCAGGCUUGCGACACCAGCCUUCCCACGAGCAGCUGAGCUUUGGGACUACUUGGAAAAGAUGAGCGGCCAUGACAAAAUGUCACAAGCAGAAUGGCUGGCAAUCGCAGCUUUGCAUGUUGAGUGCGUAGAGCCUGCUCCCUGCACUCAAGAAGCAGACCCUGCAUCCACUACCGUUUGCCACGUUCCACGCGGGGCCGUGCUGAGGUGUGUCGGACAUGCGGUUUUGGACGAGGGCCUCAGACGGCAUGUAGUUUAUGGUGAGCAUACUGGAUGGAUUUCCGCUGAGCGCUUCAUUAUCAGCAGCCCUCUUGUCUUUGGACGGGAAGAAGAUGACGAGUUUUUCGAACAGGCUUGUGGCUUGAGUGGCGCCCAAGUCGCCGAAGACGACAUGAGAAUUGACGAUCUCCUUCCAGCUCCUCUCAGAGGCGAGCCAGAAAUAGUGGAAGAAGAAGUGAUUGCAGCAGAUGGCAAUGCGGCCAGCGCUGCAGCAGAUGGCAAUGCGGCCAGCAGCACUGGGGGUCGAUCGAGAAGGGCGCCGGCUGAAUUGGGUUCAGAGUACUUGCAAGCAGUAAACAAGCGCAGGCGCUUGCGACCUGAGUCCCAAACCCCCACUGCCCCCGCUGAGCCGGUCCUUCGCCGUCCUGCUGCUCGCAAUGCUCAUGGAAGGCAUGUGGAUGGGCCGCGGCUGCAGCAGGUAGAAGCUGAAGUGAAACGCUUGCAAGCACCUGAUGGACCGGAAACUUUAACUUCAAGAACUGCCUUCGCGCGCAUCGUCCGAGAUGUUAUGGACAAAGAAGGUGGCCAAGGGAAGCGCAUAAGCUCCGAAGCCUUGGGCCUACUGCAGUUUGCUGCCGAGACACACGCCACUGAGAACUUGGUUGCGUGGGGCAAGCUGGCGAUGCACGCAAAGAGGAUCACUCCCGAUCAACGUGAUUGUGCCAUGCUACGCUGGGUGCAGCGUGGAAACAAGACAACCGGCAACAUCGCUGCGGAGAUGAGUUGGCAGCACCGGCUUUCCUUGCUUCCUGCAAAGCCAAUGGCUUCUGAAGUGCGGGUGGGAGAGCAAGAUGCAGAGAAGGAGGUUUUCAAGAAGUAUCACUCAGAGUUCCCCUGGCUAAAGUUGAUUGAGCACGGGGGCAAACAUGCUUUGGGCUGUCGACUCUGUAUGGCUUUCAACGCGGCCAGAUCCUCAAAGGACAAGUUCAUAAACGGCAGCUAUGUUUUGGGCAAGUACUUUUACCGCCGAAAACUUCAAAAUCAUGAAACCUGCGCGGCGCAUCAGAAGGCGAAGAACAGCCAACCGACAAAUGUCAGCGACGAUGCAGUGGUGGCCGUUCACAUGGCGCGACAAGUAGGGGGCAUGCUGCUGGAGAGCCAUGAUACUGAGACGACAUUCUGCAAGAUGCGCGAUGGAGCCUUCACUGACAUGAAGCGCCGCCUGGGCGAGGAACUCCGCUCAUGUCGAGCGUUUUCUAUUUCCAUGGAUGAGAAAGACAUCUUUGUGGUGGUGGUCGUCAAAGUCAUUACAGAGGAGUGGGACAUCAAAACCCGGCUUCUUUCUUACAGAGAGCUCACUGGCUUCACUGCAAAGGAUAUUUUCGGAUCUCUUCAGCAGAUGCUGGAAGAGCUUGAGGCCGAUCGAACAAGGCCCAAUCUGCUCAGCAAAUGCCUUGGUUUCACUUCAGACGGAGCAAGCGUGAUGGGUUCGCGGCGUGCCUUUGGUCUCCCAGGGUCAAACGUGGCCAAAAUGUUGCAAGAAGCAUGUGCUUCUCGACUUUUGACGACGCAUUGCUGUGCUCACAAGUUCCAAUUGAGUAUAUCCGAGUCUUUGAAGUGUGAUGAGUACCUUGUCUCGCUGGAAAAGAUGUGCAACAAGCUUUUCAGGUUCUUGCGAAACCACCCCCACAGCCAAGUAGACUUGGUAUUUUGGGCUUCACUCGUGGAGGACGAGGACUUUCUCACCCAUUUGGGUACGGCAAAGGCUCGCUGGUUAUCAUUGCUUCAACCCUUGGCCCAGAUUGAGAAAUCGUAUCACACUAUCCUUUGCCACCGGCAUUUUUCGUACACAGAGGAAAAGGACCGGGAGAAGCGCAAAUGGCUUUCUGAAAUCUUUCAGUUUAUGGCAACAUGGCAGUUCAGAGUGACGCUAGCAGGAGUGGCAGAUAUUCUGCAAAUAUGUUUUUCGUGCAAAAACCGGCUGGAGAAGCCGUUGAGGAUGCAUGAGACGCUUCAGGCGCGAGACAGGCUUUGUGCAGAGUUGGACGGGUUUUGCCGCAAAAACAGCGCAGCAGCGGAUGCUUUCGUGAGGUGCGGCCAGCCAGCUGCUGCAGCUCCACCAAAUCCUGUUUUACCAUCACGUCUGGAGAAGAUUUUGCACACAUACACCCACGCCUGGAGGGAAACCUAUGUGUUGAAGUAUGUCAGUGAGCAAAAAGGCAGACAGGAAUAUCAAAUCAGGCUGAAACCUCUGGUCGAUGAUGGCCGCCAAACCCCCGCAGAACAGAGAAAUGCCAUCAAGGCCAUUUUCCAACGGCUGUCUGACUUCGCAACAACCUGCCAGGAGCGUGUUUUCGACAGGUUCCCUGACGUUCCUGUUUACGGUCAUUUCAAAAUUUUCGAGUCCGUGGAGGUGCUCGAACUACGAGACGUGGCACCGAGCUUUGAGGCGUUGGGGACAUUUUACAACUUGGCCGAAAACCACCUGGAGAGCUUCAUAUCUGGCUUGCGAAAGCUUUGGGCAGAAAGAAGCGCGGAGGUCACCAAGGGUCAGGUUGCCGAUCCAACGGCUUUGUGGCAGGCUGUUCUCAAGCAGACGGCAGAUGAAGAUUUGGGAGAGGGUCGGCGAGCAGUGCUUGCCUGGCUGCUGUUCCAAAGCGAGUCCGCCUCUUGCGAAAGACUUUUCGCUUUGGCGCAGGUACUCCGGGACAACAUAGGCAGUGGGCAUUCGAGCUUGACCUAUGAACCAUAUCUUAUGGUUCGUGUGAAUGGACCCCAACCAGAUCAGGCAGGUGAGGUGGUCGAAACGCUUGCCACGAAAGUGCUUGCAGAUGCUGACCUGCGCUUUGCGGUGGCUGGCAGCGGCUGGUACAAAAAGGGCGGCCGGCUGAUUCAACGCAAGCGGCGGCAGCGAAGUGAUGUCGGGAGCAAGAGGCCCAAGUACAAUGCCAAGAAACGCACAAAGAGGCUUGCCAGCCAGCCGGUGCUCAGAGGGCUCCAGGCGGAGGGUUCAUCGCAUGUCCUGGCUGCCUCCAGCGACGCACCCAUCCCAGACAUCAUGUUGGUACUGCUCCGGAUGGUCAUCGUCGUCAUCAUCGCCAACUUACUUUCCCUUCUACACGAGCGGCAGGUGGCGGAUGCCCUCGUGCAUGCCGGUGCUCUGGGGUCGACCGAGAUCUCUUUGUCUAGGCUGUCAGCAGAACACGACGUGCCAAUGAGCCACGUGCUGCGCCUCUGCGAAAGGGGCUUGGUUGCGGUCCGCUUUGACGACUUCGGGGAUGCCCUGGUCGCCUUGGUGGCUCCGUUUUUGCUGCGGCCCAAAACCUUCUGGGUCGACCCCCUGCCUUUGAGCCAUGCAAGAGUGGAGCUCCUCAACAGGUCCCGAAAGAAGGGUACCAACAAACUUGAGUUUGUGAGGGCUCUUGUGCGAAGUGGAUGGCACUGGCUCAAUCCUGGGCAGGACACCCCUGAGCAGAUUUCAUCUGAUGAUGUUCCCGGGUGUUUGCCGAAGAAUGUGUUGACUCUUACCGAGUCGCAUCUGAAGGCUUUGUUCCUAGCACCAUGGAUUUUUCAGAAGCCGGGGAAGUUGCCACGAAUGUUUCACGAGCAGAAGCAGGCGUACUAUGAGUAUUUGCUGGCUGCUGCGGAUUUGAGUAGCAUCGCUCACAUGUCGCAGAGCGACAUCACAGCCUUUUUCAGCAAGGACAAAGCAGCCGGACGGCGAGUCCGGGGUCUUGCUCAGAGGCUGCGGGACGAAUCUGAUGUGAGUGGUGAUGAAGGUGAGCAGAGGCCUGUUUUAGAGGACCUUAAAGCCUUUGUAAUGUCGGAGGCCAUUGAGGCCAACGAGCCUUCGGCUUUGCAUCCCGACCUUCGCCAGGCCCCUGUGCAAUCCAGAGUUCCGGGCCUUGACUGUAAAAUUUACUUUGACAACUUCAGCCAUGAGUCGGGCAAGUUGCGGGCCUUCUGCCAGUGCCCGUAUCACCGUGACAAGAGAUGCAGGUUGUACUUGUUUGUGGAGCAUUUGGGCCGCUCAGAGACGGUGGCGAAGCUGCUGGCUUGGGCGAGUGUGGAAGCAGCCUCUGUAGAGGAACAUCUCAGGUUGCGGCCGACACAGGACAAGGAAAGCGAGAGUGAUGCCGAUGCGUUUGUGCUGGUCUUUGGCAGCCAGUUUUGGUCCAGUAUCCAUCUCCUUGUUUGCGUUGUCUUAGACAACGGACAUGCCCAGAGAAAGAAGCCGGUCGCCACGGCCAGCAGCGGAAUGGAGAUGGUGCUGGAUGAAAACAAAAAGCCCGCACUCCGGAUAUGGUGGUGGCAGUGGUGGCGGCAGUACAUUAGCCGGACAGUCAAAGCGAAAGGGAUGCCAGACCCUUUUUGUUUGUAUUUCGCAGCCGUCAGCAUGUUAGCGAUUUCAGUUGAUGGAUGCUGCGGUGUUGCAGCAGUUAUCGCUUUGAGUGUUUUGCUAUGUUUCGCCUGGAAAGAGAACUCAAAGUUGAGACGGCUGCUGGCCAACGGCCAGCAGCACACUCAGCCUUGCAGCGAAAAUGAGGAUGAUUCCGAGUGGGUGAGCGUGCGAAGUGGGGCAGAUAGGGUCAAGCAGCUGCGACAUCGAGAUUGGGCGGCUGAGAGUCGCCGAUUGCAUCUGGAGGUCGAACGGCUGCAAAGGGAGCUUGUGCGUGCUCCGGAAAGGGCACAACUGCCGCAUGAAGUGUUCUUCACCACGUCUGGACGUGGAAAGUGCUUCCACCAUCCAGAGUGCAGACAUGUGCAAGGAUUUUCAUGCCGCCACCUGGCCGGCGUGACGGCCGCCAAAGCUCAAGAUGCCGUGCAGUCCUGGAUCAGCAGCCAGGCACAGGGCCUCUGGAUAGCGUUGCAGUCCUCUGGGAUCCUGCCGGUCCUGUUGCACAUCACAAUCAUUUUCAUCACCGUCGCCGUCCUCCCAUCAUUGUUCAAGCGACUCUUCCGACUCCGACGCUCGGAGCAAACGGAUGAGGGCGGAUCGGACGGUCGGCCGAAGAAGCCGGAGAAGGAGGGAGCACCCCUCCAGAAGGAAGCGGAGGAGGACCAGUCGGACUGGUACCAAAGGGUAAAAUGCCCAGUUUGCAAGAAAGCCUGCUCCAAAUGGGGCCUCCUCCCCCACAUGCACAACUCCUUGACUUGCAAGGAGAUGCAAGGCAAGCUUCCGGAGGCUCAGCUUUCAAGGUGCUUGGCGUAUGCAAAGAAAUUGCAACAAGAAGCAAACCAGAAAGCUGAUGAAGGCGCCGGCUGCCUUGCCGAUCUCCAGCUGAGCAGCGAGAGCGGCAAACAGGAGGAGAAAGGCCGGCCUGAGAAGAUCGUGUUGAAAGAGGGCCCCUCCGCCCCCAAGCCGUACAAAUGUGUGGGCUGCGGCCAGGCGUUCGGCACGGAGUAUGCCCACUGGCAGCAUUGGAAGGCCAAGCACGAAGGCAGCCAUCUUCCGGGCCCUGAGAAGCCGAGACGUGGGGCCUCUCGAGUGAGCUCACCCGGCCCAUCGGCAAGCCAGGCACCGCCACGGCCAGCAUCGGCAGCGGUGUCCAGUGCAGUUGCUGAUUUGCUGGAGGCGGCCUCCCGAUUGGAUUGCUACGAGUUUGAUGCAGCUUUAGGUGCCUUUUGGAGGAAGCAUUUGGGAACACGUGCCCAGUCCAUGCAUCUGGACAAAGCUGGUGACAUCAACUUCAUAAAUUGCAGUGAUCUUGAGAGUGACGUCGAGGUGCUGGUGGCAGGACCACCAUGUCAGCCUUGGAGUCCCAGUGGCAAGCGAGGGGGUGAAUACGACGACAGGAGUUUGGUUUAUUUGCAGGUGAUCAGCAUGAUCGUGCAUUAUGCACACAAAGGCUCCUUGUUGUUUUUCCUCGUGGAAAAUUCAUCAUUGCUGGCCAAGACUGCUUUCUUAAGGGAUGUCAUGCAAUACUUGUCGGUGGCCAUUCCGUGGUUUGUUGUGAAUUAUGUCCAGCAGGACCUCCAGGCUGUGUUCCCCCAUUCCAGGUCCUUGUUGAUGCAAGGCAUUGGCAACACGGAUCCCGGUUUGCUGUCUGCAAAGCAGCAGCACAAUCUGGAACAGUACAAAGGUUUCGUCAAGCGAGAUUUGCUUGACGGCCACGGCUUUGAGAUUGCGGUCCUGGAAGUAGACAGAGCACCUGGCACCCUGUACGGUUCUCGAUAUUAUCGGGACGUUUGCCCGGCUUUGCGAACUUCAGGUGGUAGCCUGUUCGUGUUGUCCACAGGUGACCUAGAUCAGGAGUGGCGGGAGCAGGAGUUCCACAGGCCCUUGACCGCUCAGGAGAGACUUGUGUUGCAGGGGCACAGCGGUGAGUUGUAUUAUGAUUUCUACAGAUCCUCCGACUGUGUGAAAGCCACGGGCAAUGCGUUUCACACAUUGGCUUUGGCCAUGAUGAUGUAG
Symbiodinium sp. CCMP2592 is the source of this 10119-nucleotide messenger RNA. Lineage: Eukaryota; Dinophyceae; Suessiales; Symbiodiniaceae. The record is from the annotation of a GenBank genome assembly.